GCGGGUCGUUUCCCAAAUGGUGCACAUGAUGACUUCGAGCCACAGGCUUCACCAUCUAUAUCCUCUCCGCAGUCCACGUUUGCUGCUUGUUUCUCGAACAAGUUGGAAGCAAAAGCAGAUUCAAAGACAGCCAAUGAUUUCCAAAAAGAAGUAUAUGCUCUGAAUCCCUGUGACCACAAAAGGACACUAAACAGGCAAUUUUCACAAAGAAAACACAAGCGAGAGUUGUUGUCACAGGAAGCACCUUAUAAGUUUCCUGUAGACAAAGGUGAAAGUUUUUUAAAUGUUGAUCUUAAGGGAAGGGACUCUUCUACUACUCGUUAUUCUGAAGAAAAAUUUGCCAGCUCUUUCUCGAAGAAGACUAAAGCCUCUCAAGCCCAAUCUUCACAUACUAAAAGGCAUGCAAAUGGGGAGGCUGUUGUUCUUGUGGAUGAGGAGGAACCUGGUGCAAAUAAAGCGGCAGAGCGAAUGGACGAAGUUGUUGAAUGCAGAAAUGCAACCAAGAUCUACUAUCCUUCACGGGUUGAUCCUGAAUCAGUUGAAAUUUGUUGUUCGGACAUGGAAUCUCUUGCACCUGAAGCAUAUUUGUCAUCGACGAUAAUGAAUUUCUACAUCCGGUACCUCCAGAAGACAAAAGCUCAUGCAGAUGUAGAUGAGUAUCACUUUUUCAAUACAUAUUUCUACAAGAAGCUCAAAGAGGCUGUACUGAGCAAGCAGAAUGAAAAGGAAGCUUCAUUUUUCAAACUAAGAAGGUGGUGGAAAGGGGUGAAUAUAUUUGAGAAAGCCUAUAUAUUUCUUCCCAUACAUGAAGAUCUUCAUUGGAGCUUGGUUAUAAUUUGCAUACCAGAUAAAGAAGACCAACUGGGGCCAAUUUUGCUUCACUUGGAUUCAUUAGGGCUCCACUGCAGCAAGUCCCUUUUUGGUACCAUAAGAAAAUUUUUGGAACAAGAAUGGAAAUUCUUAAGACAAGGAGAAGUGCUAACUCUUCCUUUUUCAGAUAAAAUAUGGGAAAAUCUUCCACGAAGAAUAGAUGAAAAUGUCAUUCCGGUCCCACAACAAAGAAAUGAGUAUGACUGCGGUCUCUUUGUUCUUUUCUUUAUGGAGCGUUUCAUGGAAGAAGUUCAUGGAAGGCUUAAAAAGAAGGAUUUCGUGAUGUUUGGACGAAGGUGGUUCAAACCUGAAGAAGCAUCUCGUUUGAGGAUGAAAAUCCACAACAUACUCGAGGAAGAAUUCAAGAAUGCAAGUAAGGAUUGAUAUUAUUGGGAUCCCUACUCUGCACAAGUAAUUGCUCCUGUUUAAAGCAUUUUCAGUAACAGAUUUUUGGCAUAGACAAGGAACUGUUAAUUACCAAAGGUCAUGAAAUGCCUGCUUUGUAUAGCUGCAAAGGUUAAUACUGUCGUCGAUUACAUAAUUAGAGAUUCUGGAAUUGCUAUCUGUAUUCUCUGUACAUCGAGGUUUCUCACCAAAAUCUGGGAAGGAGAACUAUAGCCUUCCCUGUGGGGGGGAAGGUACAUUGUGUAAAAAUCAUAUUGAGCAUCCACCAUAAACAAGCAGAGAAUUUAGAACUGAUAUUGAUCUUCAGCUGGGAAGGAAAAAUAAAUUAGACUUCCCUUGGUAAUAGAUACAUUGUACAUAAAUCAUAAUCGAACAGUUAUGGCAGCUAUUUCUGAACUUUGCCGGAGUCAAAUGGUUCAUGCCUUGAAAUACACAGGAUCUUUUGUGGUGUUGGUAUAGGUAAGGAUUGGAAAAAGCAAGGAAUAGCUGGUGGUUUACAAUUCCAGCUUGUAUCUGGUGGGUGGUAUGAAGAGAAAGGAACUAAAGAUGUUUUAAAGAGAAGUAAAACCACUCGAGGAUUUAGUUAGAUUAUCAUGUUAUUUCACUUUUGGUGUAGAAUGUAAUAUGCAAAUUAGGCAGAAACUGUAACAGAUCUCAUAGUCCCUUUAAGAUAAGAAGAGGGCUAUACUUUUGGUUUUUUGCUCAUUUGUACAGAAAUCCAGCACUUUGUGCUGUUUAUUAUACGCUUAUUACCCUUUAAAAAAAAAAAAGAAAUCAUAAUUGAACAUCCACCAUGGGAAAAAAAGCAGAAGAUUUUGGAGAACUGA
This is a messenger RNA of Nicotiana tabacum (common tobacco), 2102 nucleotides long. The record is from RefSeq and is a predicted model, not a curated record. Lineage: Eukaryota; Viridiplantae; Streptophyta; Magnoliopsida; Solanales; Solanaceae.